Messenger RNA from Naegleria lovaniensis, 807 nucleotides. RefSeq lists its product as uncharacterized. The coding region runs from base 1 to 807 and encodes 268 amino acids. The transcript is spliced from 3 exons. Lineage: Eukaryota; Heterolobosea; Eutetramitea; Acrasida; Naegleriidae. The record is from RefSeq and is a predicted model, not a curated record.
AUGGCCACUCAAUCACAAGUAGCAUUUGUUACUGACUUUGGUGGUUUGAAUGUUUAUCCAGCCAUUGACAAUCAAAUUAUAUAUCCAACAAACACACCUCAAAAACAAUCAACAACAUUUACGCAAAGCAACACCAGUAAUACACCAAUGAACAAUUCUCAAGUACCACCUUUUUCAAAUUCUCAACAAUCUACAAAGGCCACAACCGAGCAAAGUGUACAAACCCGCCCUGCGAUGGAACGCAAAAAGGAAGCAGCAACAGCUCAGCGAGAAGAGAAUGAAAAGAAAAAACAAGAGAAGACGCAGUUCAAAAAUGAUGCAUCCUUGAAACCAUCUUCCAAUUCAAAAUGGACACACGUAGCCAAAGCAGCACAAGAAACUACCGGUCUAAACGGCCCCCAAUUCCUUUCCGCGAUUGUAGGACAAAUCAAAGAUCACAUUCAACCCAAAUGCAACAAUCAACCUCCCAAACGAAAAAUUAGCGAAAUAUCUUGCGAUGAUGUCCAAAGUGUUGCAGUAUCCCAAUCAUCAUCAAGCACUGUAGAUAUUACUGAUGAUUUUGCGGAAAUUGAAGAGAUGUUUGAACAACAACCAUCGUCUCCUCCUCCGAUACCGAACUUGAACAACGAUGUGAUUGCAUAUGAGCUUGAGAGGUUGCGAAAAGAAAAUGCAGAGAUGAAACAGCAAAUUCAAGCACUGCGUGAAAGUUUAGAUUGUGUUUAUUCGUUUAUAAAUAAUGCGGGAAAAGGAUUUGCAGUUUUUGCUGAUAAAUUUAAAACGUUAAAACCCAAAUGCAACAAUCAAUAA